CCCCCUCCCUUUGUGGGCGUGUGUGUGUGUGUGUGUGUGUGUGUGUGUGUGUGUGUGCAGUUUCUCCCUCCUUGUAAGAACACAGCCCUGCCACUUGUUCCUGCUGCCCGUGCUGCUGCUGCUGUUGCUGUUCUGACUCUCUGCCACCUCUUUCCUCUCCUUUCUCUUCCUGCUUAGCUCCCUUCCUUCUGAUUCCUCUCCCAUAUGGAGUCUAAUCAUCCUGAUCAGCUCUCAGUAGAACAGCCAAAUCCCCCAGGGGACAGCUCAUCACUCAAUCAAAACAGUCCAGGAAAGCAAGGUGUCCAGCAGUCCUCAACCUCAGGCCAAGCACUAGCGCAAGAGACAAGCCUACAUCCUGAGAAGGGAGCCCAUGAUCUCUCCGAAGAGUUGAGCCGACAACUGGAAGACAUCAUAAGCAUGUACGGGUCUGCUGCCAGUCCCUCAGGGAAAGAGGGCACCUCCGAAACUAAGGAGCAGCCCCAAAACACAGAGGCACUGGACAACGAGGACUGUGACUAUGAAGAAACCACUGAAGAGACAGACAGAGAACCCACUGCUCCUGAAGAGCCAGCCACAGCCAAAGAGCCUAUCAGCAAUAAAGAGCAAAAGUUGGAAAAAAAAUUCCUAAAAGGAUUAGGUAAAGAAGCUAACUUGCUCAUGCAAAAUCUGAACAAGCUGCAAGCACCUGAAGAAAGGCUUGAUUUUUUAUUCAAGAAGUAUGCUGAACUGCUGGAUGAACAUCGCACUGAGCAGAAGAAGCUGAAGCUCCUACUGAAGCAGCAGGCGCAAACCCAGCGAGAGAAGGACCAGUUGCAGAGUGAGCACAACAGAGCCAUCCUCGCUCGAAGCAAACUUGAGAGUCUGUGUCGAGAGCUACAGAGGCACAACAAGACCCUGAAGGAGGAAACCCUCCAACGGGCACGAGAGGAAGAAGAGAAGAGGAAAGAGAUCACAAGUCACUUUCAGACUACCCUGACAGAUAUCCAGACUCAGAUAGAACAGCAGAGUGAGCGCAAUAUGAAGCUCUGCCAGGAGAACACAGAGCUUGCAGAAAAACUGAAAAGCAUCAUUGACCAGUACGAGCUCAGGGAGGAGCAUCUGGACAAAAUAUUCAAACACCGAGAACUGCAGCAGAAGCUGGUGGAUGCAAAACUUGAAGAGGCUCAAGAAAUGAUGCAGGAAGCAGAGGAGCGGCACAGACGGGAAAAGGAAUAUUUGCUGAAUCAGGCGGCAGAGUGGAAACUUCAGGCCAAAGUGCUGAAGGAACAGGAGACUGUGCUGCAGGCUCAGCUCACUCUCUACUCGGGAAGGUUUGAGGAGUUCCAGAGCACACUGACAAAAAGCAAUGAAGUGUUUGCCACUUUCAAGCAGGAAAUGGAUAAGACGACUAAGAAAAUGAAGAAGCUGGAGAAGGAUACAGCCACAUGGAAAGCCCGAUUUGAGAAUUGUAACAAAGCCCUGUUGGACAUGAUCGAAGAGAAAGCCCUACGAGCUAAGGAAUACGAGUGUUUCGUGAUGAAAAUACAGAGGCUGGAGAAUCUGUGUCGUGCUUUACAAGAAGAGAGAAAGGAACUCUACAAGAAAAUCAGAGAAGCAAAAAUGUCUGAAAAAGAAGACCAGGUUCAGCACACCUCUGACGAAGAGCCAGAGUCAAACAUCACCGAAGAUAAAGAGAUGGAUGCAGAGGAAGCCAACAGUGUUCAAACCGCUGUGAAAAACCUGGCCACAGCUUUUACCAUCCUUCAUCAUUCAGAGUUCACCCCAGACCAAUCAAAUGAAAGACAACCGGCAGUAAAUGGUCCUCGAAGUGGAAGUGACCUCACCCCCCAGCAUCCUGAACCAGCCCAUUUAAACCAUCCCAAUCCUUCUACUGCGUCAGGGAGUCCUCGGCCCCAUGUGGGUUUUCAGGGUGAGGCCAACAGGGUCUGUGAGGGUGCAUCUGCCCGUACAGCCUGCUGUACCUCUGGAGAGGCAGAGCUCCAAAGCCGGGGCCUCCCUGCCAGGAACGCUCCAGGCCCAAGGCCCCAAAAGCCAGAGGCAAAGGUUUCUAGUCAGGCCUCACUGACCCCAGCCCAGGACUCCCUAGCUGUAGUAGAGGCAAAAUAUGAUAUUUCACCAUCUCCAGACAAUGAGGGAGAUCCUGCUGUGGUUCCUGGCUGUGAGUCUAGGGAGCAGUCCCCACCAAUAAUCGCAGACAUCCCCCUAGGCCCUUCUACCGAUCUUCCCAGAGAGCCCGAUGCCUAUCUGAACGGAGUAGACUAAGCCGUGUUGAUUCUUUUGGCUGUUCACCUGACUGUAUCUUCUUCAUAGCAGAAAGUCUAUGAAAGAAACUUCUAGGACUAGGAAGAGAGUUAGGGUCAAGACAUUGUUAAAGUUGUACAGAACACUUAGAGUCUUUGCUGCUGUUCGCAAUUUAUAACCAAUAUGGAAAUUCUCUCUGAAUGUAUAAUUUUCCCAUUGGCAGUCAACCACAUCAAUAGCAAAUAUACAUUACUUUCUCAUUAAGCUUGUACCUUAAUCCAAUUUAUUAGCAGUAAGUUUUGAUAUUUAAAGACUCUCACUAUAACAUAUAAGUAUACUGAGAUGUUACAUUUAUUUCCACAAAUAACCCAAUAAAAUCUAUAAUGGAUAUCCAGGUUCCAUUUGAACAGCUAAUAUACAGUGUGCUUAUAUGUAUAUACAAUACACAUAAAUACAGUUAUGUGUGCACAUGCACAUGUAUUUUCAUACAUGUAUAUAAAGUCAUCAUACAAGUAUAUUUCACUCCUUACAGAUUUUUCUCUAUUGCAAGAUAGUUAUAUGCUUGUAAAAAUUUCUCUCUUAUUUACACUCUGGACUAGAGUGUAAGUAUGAAUCAGAAAUAGUAUGUGUGUUACAAUGCCUGUACACAAAGAGGACCACAAGAGGCCUUUAACAGCAAAGAAGUAAAACCACAAACAGGUGGUUCUGAUCUUCUAGUGCUUUUUCUGUUCUUCUCAGCCAGCUUCCUCUCAACUUCCCAGCAUCACCUCCUGGGACGAAGCAGCCUCCUCCUGGCUACUGGUGAGAAACUGGUUAGAAACAGAGAAAAAAAAAUCUAAGAUUUGAGAGGUCGAGUAUCCUCAGCUUAGAGGAAGCUGGUCCUGGUCCCUGCUUCUUUGACUACUGAUAUCUCAAGAAUACACUUCUUGUUGUGUCUAACUUGUCUUUAUCUCAAAGCAUUUGUUCCUUCCAAAUUACCUCCUUUGCAUCAAUGUGUUUGUCUGGACCACAUCUCAAUUAAUGCUAAGUAAAAUGUGUUUUUCCAAAACAGAUAUCCACAUGAGCUCUCAAUAGGGGUAAUAAGGCUUACAAAGCCAACACAUUUUUUGCUCUAAGGAUUUUUGAACAGGCAGAAGUACAAAAUUUAAAAAAAAGGGGGGGGGUGUUCCCUACUCAUAAUUUAAAAAUAACAGGCAAGGACUUCAUAGAUGUCAAAAGCAAGAAGCACAUGGGAUUACUUGAACAAGUUUUAUACUCUUAUUGUUAGCAAAAACCUUUAAUAACACUACUAACAGCAUAAAACACUCUGCCUAGGCUAAAAGAAGACUAUAGUAACAAAACAGGAAGAGGUGGGAAGGAGGGAGACAGAAGGAGGGUGAAGAGAGGACUGUCUAAUCUAACUCUAUGUUAAGAAGUUGAACACAGGUAGAAAUAUGGAUAAAGGAAAGUUCUUGAAAACUCAUCCAGGAAAUCAUUCUUCAGUGGUGCAUGUGGCUGUUUGCCAAUGCAAACAAGGAACUGGUAGGCAGUAGCCAUAUGUUAAAGGAAUUAUAAAACUGUAUAAAAUUUGUUUGAAGUAGACAGUAAGGAAAGAACAAAAAUACCAUUUGGGGAAAAAAAUCAGGGGAAAAAGCAUGCCAUUAUUUGAGAACCCAUAUGUUUUCAGAGGCUUUGUAUAUUAUAACUACAUGGGUAGCCAGCCAAGUUCAACACCACUGGAAAUUAGACAUUCAAUUAACUCAAAGCCAAAUAUUCACUAUAAUAAUCCCUUCUUUCUGUUUACAGGAGUUGAGCUUCAAAGAAUAGAGCAGGAUCAUCACAGUUAGGUCUCAAUCCGAAAGCUUAGGAAGACAAACAGGCAGGAGGCACUGACAUCCAAUAAAUUAAGUAUUCUAAUAUCCAAAGUUUAUUAUUUUCAUCCAAGAGGGUUUCACAGCAACAUAUCACUCACAACUGUGUUUACCUCUGGCACAGUUUCACAGGCUAUACCUUCCUGAAAUCUGCAAAGCUUUAAUAUAGGCUUUGGGAGAAUUAUUUUAAUAGUCAAAGAAUGUUUUAUUAUAGUUCUUUUGUGUUCAAACUUGGCCUUACUAAUCAAAACAACUCAUAAGAUCAGAAAGCAAAAAAAUCUAUCUCUUUUUAUGAAGUCCAUAUAACUAUUUUUAGAGAUGCCAAGUCUUUCUAGAAACACUGGAAUUAUGGCUUUCUAAAUGUAAUAACACAAUGUUUAUACCAAUUAAAAAGGCGUUUCUUCC
This is a messenger RNA of Grammomys surdaster, 4496 nucleotides long. It is a transcript of the gene Txlnb, whose product is annotated as taxilin beta. The record is from RefSeq and is a predicted model, not a curated record. The transcript is spliced from 10 exons. The coding region runs from base 205 to 2262 and encodes 685 amino acids. Lineage: Eukaryota; Metazoa; Chordata; Mammalia; Rodentia; Muridae. Gene Ontology annotation, molecular function: syntaxin binding.